Solanum lycopersicum (tomato) is the source of this 1281-nucleotide messenger RNA. RefSeq names its product probable receptor-like protein kinase At1g80640. Gene Ontology annotation, biological process: protein phosphorylation. NCBI's taxonomy places the organism in Eukaryota, Viridiplantae, Streptophyta, Magnoliopsida, Solanales, Solanaceae. Gene Ontology annotation, molecular function: ATP binding; protein kinase activity. The record is from RefSeq and is a predicted model, not a curated record.
GAAAGGUUGGAGUGGGAAUUGAGAAGCAGCCACCCACCCACCCACCCUAUGGAUAAAAAUAGAAGGCUGUUGAUAGCACUCAUUGUAGCUUCUACUGCAUUAGGACUAAUCUUUAUCUUCAUCAUUUUAUUCUGGAUUUUUCACAAAAGAUUUCACACCUCAGAUGUUGUGAAGGGAAUGAGUAGGAAAACAUUGGUUUCUUUAAUGGACUACAACAUACUUGAAUCAGCCACCAACAAAUUUAAAGAAACUGAGAUUUUAGGUGAGGGGGGUUUUGGAUGUGUGUACAAAGCUAAAUUGGAAGACAAUUUUUAUGUAGCUGUCAAGAAACUAACCCAAAAUUCCAUUAAAGAAUUUGAGACUGAGUUAGAGUUGUUGAGUCAAAUGCAACAUCCCAAUAUUAUUUCAUUGUUGGGAUAUUGCAUCCACAGUGAAACAAGAUUGCUUGUCUAUGAACUCAUGCAAAAUGGAUCACUAGAAACUCAAUUACAUGGGCCUUCCCGUGGAUCAGCAUUAACUUGGCAUCGCAGGAUAAAAAUUGCCCUUGAUGCAGCAAGAGGAAUAGAAUAUUUACAUGAGCAGCGCCAUCCCCCUGUAAUUCAUAGAGAUCUGAAAUCAUCUAAUAUUCUUUUAGAUUCCAACUUCAAUGCAAAGCUGUCAGAUUUUGGUCUUGCUGUGUUGAGUGGGGCUCAAAACAAAAACAAUAUCAAGCUUUCUGGAACUAUAGGUUAUGUAGCGCCUGAAUACAUGUUAGAUGGAAAAUUAAGUGAUAAAAGUGAUGUUUAUGGUUUUGGAGUAGUACUUUUGGAGCUGUUAUUGGGAAGGCGGCCUGUAGAAAAGGAGGCAGCCACUGAAUGUCAGUCUAUAGUGACAUGGGCCAUGCCUCAGCUGACAGAUAGAUCAAAGCUUCCAAACAUUGUUGAUCCUGUCAUACAAAACACAAUGGAUUUAAAGCAUUUGUAUCAGGUUGCUGCAGUUGCUCUAUUAUGUGUUCAGCCAGAGCCAAGCUAUCGUCCCCUAAUAACCGAUGUAUUACAUUCCUUAAUUCCCCUUCUUCCCACACAAUUAGGUGGGACGCUACCGCCUUCUUACUGCUGAUCCAUUCCAAUUAUGUAUGCUCUCGCCUUACACAUUUUUGGCUAUUUUUUAUUUAUAAUACAACCGUCCUAUUAACCAUGUGUUAGGUAUAAAUAAUUGUCAUAUAUUUGUACUUCUAUAAGAAGAUGAUUUAUUUCAGAUGCUUGGCUAAAUCAUCAAUUAUAAAGUCUUUGUUCACGAGAA